Beta vulgaris subsp. vulgaris (sugar beet) is the source of this 2833-nucleotide messenger RNA. RefSeq lists its product as uncharacterized. The record is from RefSeq and is a predicted model, not a curated record. NCBI's taxonomy places the organism in Eukaryota, Viridiplantae, Streptophyta, Magnoliopsida, Caryophyllales, Amaranthaceae. The transcript has 4 exons. The coding region runs from base 1885 to 2640 and encodes 251 amino acids.
CCAUGCCCUUGAUUAUUUUCGCAAAGGCGCGCUUUUCCCCGCCUUCAUUAUUUCAUUACGAGGGUUUGCACCCAAUAAGGUAACAACCCACACCUCCAUUUUACAUGCAAUCUCCAAUACUUUGAUCUUGCAUUCUCCAUCUUUUCCUUCUCGUCAUCUCACAAGCAAGGUUUGAUCUUUCUCUCUCCUUUUCUUGCUAUAUGUAUUCAGUCUUUAUUGUGUGUGUGUGUUUUUUUUAUAUACUUUUGAGAUUUUAUCUAAUAUUCAAUUCAUAAAUAAGCUCCAAAAACAUCAAAAAAAAUUUAUUCUGAAAAUUGGGUCAGAAAUUCUAGCACUAAAAGGUUUGUAUUUUAAUUAAUUUUAAGUGGGAUUUGGUGUUUUUUUUUGCUCAAUUACCUUUAUCGUAUCAAAAUACAGUGAUUUUCAUUACAUUCAUGUUAGAUAUUGGGAAAAUAUGUAUCCUUUAUAAAAAUUAAAAUUAAAUUGGAACUUACAGUUGACAAAAUAGAUAUUGAAUAUUGAAAUCAUAAUUUGUGGAGCGCAAAGCCGCAGACGCAAGAGAGCUUAAGGACAAGAAAGAUGGUGGAAAGUAUGAUUAGAGUUUUUAUGAGAUUGAGAUAAACUUAGUUUGGGAUGUUUUCUUGAAUGACCGAAAGUUGUCGAUGAUCAUUGAUCUUGCUGUCAACUAUAGAGUAUGAUAAGUGUGAUGCAGAGGAGGUAUGUUGAUGUUAUGGGUUGAUUGGAAAGUCAACUCCUAAAUACAAUUGUUAAUGGUUGUAGAAAGUAGUACUAAGGAACAUGAUGUAUAUCUAUACUUUGUGUUUAUUUCUUUUUGUUUUAUAGAAUAUUGUACUCUUUAUUUCUCUUUUACUAGAUAUAUGCAUAUUUAAUCAUGAUCUUUAAAUUUGCAUUGUUUUCAAUUGUUAAACAGUAAUGGCUCGAAUUCCUUUAAGUAAACAAAAGAAGAUUGCAGCGACUUGUAUUGUGAUAUAUAGGCAGAUUAUGGUCAUGGUUAUGGAGAUAAUACUUCAUCUCAUGUAUCUUCUUUCCGUUACAAACAUUAAAAUUCCUAAGCCUAUAUCAUUUGUGUUUGAUGAUUCACUUAAAGAGCGGUUGACAGCUAGAGUUCUAAAUAUUAGGCCAAUGAUCCAAGGGAGUGACAUAGCAUGCUUGGAUAACCUUAGAAUGGACAGAGCUUGUUUUUAUAAGUUAUGUGAGAUGCUUAGAGAUGUUGGUAAAUUGCAAGGAAAUAGGAAUACAAGUUUGGAAGAAAUGGUAGCUUUAUUUCUCUUCACGCUUUCUCAUGAUACAAAAAAUCGAAGAACUCAAUUACACUUUAGAAGAAGUGGCGAAACUGUUUCAAGGCAUUUCAAUUUAGUAUUACAAGCUCUUCUUAGAUGUCAUCAUAUCUUGCUGAAAAAGCCUACAGCAGUGACAGAAAACUGUCAAGAUGAUAGGUGGAAAUGGUUUAAAAAUUGCUUAGGCGCUUUGGAUGGAACACACUUUAAGGUUCGUGUAGGGGAUAAGGAUAAAGUUAGGUUCAGAAACAGAAAAGGAGAUCUUACUACAAAUGUCUUAGCUGCUUGUACGCGGGAUAUGCAAUUUAUAUAUUUAUUACCUGGUUGGGAGGGUUCGGCACAUGAUAAUAGAGUACUUCGUGAAGCCUUGUCUAGACAAAAUCCGUUAAGAGUUCCUCAAGAUGAGUCAACCUCAAAAUUCUCGUAGUAGCAAUACUACUAGAAACUUGUCAAGAUGGUCAGUUGCUGAGGAUCGUGCACUCAUUAUGGCCAUGACUGAUCUAUUGGAUAUUGGUGGUUGGAAAGCAGAUAAUGGUCAAUUCAAGAGUGGUGCUUAUGCUAAGUUAGAAGCUAUAAUGUUACAAAAAUGCCUGGGUGUGAGAAAAAAGCUAAGCCUCAUAUUGAAUCAAGAGUAAAACAUCUUAGGAAACAAUAUGAUGCUAUAACAGAAAUGCUUAGCCCAAGUGCUAGUGGUUUUGGGUGGAAUGAUGAAGAAAAGUUUGUUACAUGCCCCCAAGCAGUAUGGGAUGAAUGGAUCAAGAGCCAUAAAAAUGCAGCAGGGUUAAGGAACAAGCCUUUUCCUUUUUAUGAAGAGUUGGGGAAGAUUUGGGGCAAAGACAGAGCUAUUGGUAAUGAAUCUGGAACUGUGUACGAUGUUCUACAAGAAAUGGAGGAUGUAACAAGAGUCGGAGAAGAACACCAAGUUCCUGAUCUGAAUGCAGAGGAGAGUAAUUCACCUACUCAAUGUGAUCCAAUGGGACCUUCAUCCUCAACACCACAAUCAACAACUCCUUCAAGUAGUCGAACAAAGAGAGUAAGGACAGAAACAAUUGAAGCUUUAAAAGAAUUUUCUACCAAGAUUGGGAAAAUUAGUGAAGUCAUGGAAGCCGCUACGGAACACAUUGGACGACUUGCUAAUUGCUUUCAACAUGAAUCUGAUUCGGCUGAUAGAAGAAUGAAACUAACUACUGAGAUUAUGAAAAUGGAAGGCUUAUCUCCUAGUGAGGUACUUUUGGCAUCAAAGAAAAUUGCUCUUAAUCCUCUUGAGGUUGACUUCUUUUUCAGCCUACCAGACAACUUUAAAUAUGCUUAUGUCCAAGGACUUCUACUUCCGGACCAGUGAUAUAUUGAUGUGAGUACAAUAUCAGAUUUUUUUUGGGCUUUGUUGGAAUGGCUGGUGAUAGGAAAUUGCUAUGUUUUGUUUUGGCUAAUUUAUGAAUGGCUUGAUGUAGUUUUUUGGACAAGGAUGAGAUUGAGAUGGAUUUGUAGCUCUGGUAGUAUAACAUUUGGCUAAUAAAUUAGCAGGUUUUUGUUUA